UGUUACCUGAACGCAGCACCGCUGACGAGCCUUCCAAGUAAACAGCUGCUGCGUUCUGUCAGCGACACCUCGGCGUCGAACAGCAUGGAGGCAAGACUUCCACCCUGAAGGACCUUCGUCUACUCGGCUUAUGUCCCCCGGAUGUGUCUGCUUGGCCCCAAGAAGAUGCUGUGCCUUAAAGCCCACUUUGGCCAAACACUUGUUAGCAAUAGCGAACAGCGGCUGCUAACGCUAGCUUAGCUCGGCUAACUUGCUCGCACGCCGGCGGGUUUUUUUAUUUGCUUUAUUUUGCUGUCAACAUGGCGCACAUUCACUACAAGUUCUCCUCCAAGCUCAGCUACGCCACGCUGCUGUUCGACGGGCCGCACAUCUCCCUGGCCGACCUGAAGGAGCAGAUUAUGGGCAGGGAGAAGCUGCGAGCCGGCUGCGACCUGCAGAUCACCAACGCGCAAACCAAAGAAGAGUACACAGAGGAGGGAGGUCUCAUCCCCAAAGGAUCUUCCGUGAUUGUCCGGAGGGUCCCUGGAGUCCGGAGUGGUCCAGUGAAGAAGACUCUCAACAUUGAGAGAUUAGAUGUCCACAGUCACCACAACUCUGGAAACAUCAGAGCAAUGGACGACCACAGCUCCACCAACGCUUUGCCUUUCUUCUCCAAGAUGGUGAACCUGGCAGCUGCCGACGUGCCGGAAGAUGAGAAGAUCAAAGUGAUGAUGAACCAGUCCUCGUACGACCCCACGCUAUACAACAAGACGUUUGGUGCGCCGCUGCCUGCGAACUACACUUGUUACCGCUGUGGCAACACAGGACAUCACAUCAGGCACUGUCCCACCAGCGGGGAUAAAAACUUUGAAGCUCCUCCGAAGAUGAAGAAGAGCACGGGCAUCCCUCGUUCCUUCAUGGUUGAGGUGAACGACCCGACCACCAGGGGGGCCAUGCUGACCAACUGUGGACGUUACGCAAUCCCUGCCAUUGAUGCUGAGGCGUACGCCGUGGGCAAGAAGGAGAAGCAUCCGUUUAUCCACCAAGAGCCUCAGCCAGAGGAGGAGAAAGAAGCUGUGCCUGAAGAACUUCAGUGUCUGAUCUGUGGUGACCUGCUGGUGGACGCCGUGGUCAUUCCCUGCUGCGGGAACAGUUACUGCGACGACUGUAUUCGCACCGCCCUGCUUGAGUCCGAGGGACACGUCUGUCCCACCUGCAACCUAGCGGACGUCUCCCCCGACUCGUUGAUCACCAAUAAAUUCCUCAGACAGGCUGUGAAUAACUUUAAGAAGGAGAAAGGCUACAGCAGAAGUCUGGGAAGGACGUCUGCCGCUCCCCAGUCCCUGGGUGCCGCGCCAACACCUAGUCCUGUGCCCCACAAGAUCCACCUACUGAACAACAGACUGCAGUCUGAGAUCAGCCAGCCUGGAGCUCAUUCGGCAGUCAGCCUACCAGACCAGCUACCUUCCAAUGAAAGAGAAACAAAGACACAAGAUCCUUUGGUCCCUUCUGUGCUGCCGUCAAACCAAGCUUCCACGCCUGUUCACACCGACCCCAAGCAGCACACAGGUCCAGGCCCAGGCAGCAUGUACAGCAGCUCCUCCUCGUCCUCAGUUUGUCCCACUGGACUCCCCGCUGAACCCCCCUCCUCCUCCCACCCACCUGCUCUGCCUCCUCUGUUCUCCAGCCACCACUUCCAUCCCUUCCACCCAGGUCAGCGACACCCAAGUCAUCCCAGCUGGACUCAGCCGAGCCCUCAGGUGCCCCACAUGCCUCCCCUCCUGCCCUCCUCCAUGCCGCCCCUCACCCAGAGGGACAGGUUCAGUCAUCAGCACCAGGAGAGAGAAAGGUCUCCGCAUGCACGGUCCUCCCGCAGACAUUCCUCUCGUUCCAAGUCCAAAUCCUCUCGCUCUUCUAGCAGAUCCAGUCGAUCCCGGUCCAGAUCCCAUGGUAGAUCUAGGCCCAGGUCCCCGUACUCCCGGCACAAAGUCCCGCACAGUCGCUCCUACAGUUACGGUUAUAAGAGGUCCCGCUCGCCCACGCCGUCCUCCUCAUCUUCACCCCGCCAGGGCUCCCAAUCCGAGCGCAGACACCGCCAUCACAGCAAAAGGUCUUCUCACAGCAGCCACAAAUCCAGUAGACAAGCAGACCGCUCACCGUUGCCGGGGAGGACGACGUGCGACCCCGGGCGGCGUCACGCCAGCCUGGACGCUGAGGGCGAUCACUACCAGCAGUGGAAGCUCCAGUACAAGGAGUGGUAUGAGAAGUACUGCAGCAGCUACGUAAGCCACUACCACCACCUGCCGCCUCCGCUCCUCUCCCUUCCUCCUCCCCCGAAUCCAAUGUGGGCGGAGCAAGCGGAGAACCAAGCCGGCCGCGGGUUGGACGCCUCUGCAGCGUACCGCCGCUCCCCUCCAUCCCAGUCGUCCAGCGAGAGUCGCUCUCUACACUCUGCCUCAUCCAGUCGCUCUCCACCGUCUGCCUCUUCCAGCGACUGCAGCUCACCGCCGUCUGAAGGCUCCGCUCCUCGGCGGGGGAGUACCGAGAAGGACCGCCACGCACAAUUCAAAGGCGAGCGCAAGAGGAAGAACGAAGACAAAAAGAUGUGUUCUGCGGACGCCACGGUCAGGAAGGAGAAGAAGAAACGUUGCACCGAGUCGAUGGCGGCCAGCGACCAAAUUGACCUGCGAGCUGAGGGAAAGGAGGAAGAAAAAAGUAGAGGAGGUGCAAAGAAAAGUAGAAGAGGCCAGGAUGAGGAGAGACGCCGCAGCAAAGGGGAGAAAGACUCACACUCUGAGGGUGGACGGAGAGAACGGGAGGACCAGAAGAAAAGGAACAGAGAGAGUGGCGGAAAGAAAGCACUUCCUGUCAAAACCAUGGACAUCUGGCAGGCGGGAAUGAAAGUGAAACCGCAGAAGAAAAUUAGCAUCAACAUCAAUCUGGACGGAAAGAAGCCCGCAGAAAAAAGUCAAAUACGGCAAUUGUCUCCUUCUGAGAGGACGGUGGAGAAACCCCAGGAAGACAAAGAGGUGAUGGAAGAUGGUGACACGUCACAGUCAAACAUUCCAGACGCUGAACCAGAAAGCAAAGCGGUGGGAGAAGAUGACGAAGAUGUCCCCUUGUCACUGGAGCAGGAGGAAGAAUCCACUGUGGGACAGAAAGAACAUGGUGACACGUCACAGGGAAACAUUCCAGACUCUGAACAUCAGCAAGAGUCUGAAACAGACCGAGAAAGCAAACAAGUGAAAAAAGAUGAAAACAAGGUAGAAGAUGUCAUGUCUCUGGAGCAGGAGGAACCUACAACUGAGGAAGAAAUACAUGUGGAGAAAAACAGCCAAGAGGAGGACAUGACUGAAGAUGGUGACAAGUUGGAGGCACAACCUUCAGAAAGUGAACAAGAAUGCAAAGCAGUAGAAAAAAAUUAUGAAGAUAUCGCCAUGCCACUGGAGCAGGAGGAACCUACAGCUGAGGAAGAAAUACAUGUGAAGAAUAUAAGCCAAGAGCAGGACGUAACUGAAGAUGGUGACAAGUUGGAGGCACAACGUUCAGAAAGUGAACAAGAAUGCAAAGUAGUAGAAAAAAAUUAUGAAGAUAUCACCAUGCCACUGGAGCAGGAGGAACCUACAGCUGAGGAAGAAAUACAUGUGAAGAAAAUAAGCCAAGAGCAGGAUGUGACUGAAGAUGGUGACAAGUUGGAGGCAGAACCUUCAGAAAGUAAACAAGAAUCCAAAGCAGUAGAAAAAGAUUAUGAAGAUGUCAUCAUGCCACUGGAGCAGGAGGAACCUACAGCUGAGGAAGAAAUACAUGUGGAGAAAAUCAGCCAAGAGGAGGACGUGACUGAAGAUGGUGACAAGUUGGAGGCCAAGAUUCCAGACUCUGAACAUAAGCAAGAGACUCAAACCAACCAAGAAAGCAAACAAGUGAAAGAAGAUGAAAAUAAUUUAGAAGAGAUUAUCAUGUCUCUCGAUCAGGAGGAACUUACGGCUGACAAAGAAAUAAGUGCGCAGGACGUGACUGAAGAUGGUGAAAAGUUGGAAGCAGAACCUUCAGAAAGUGAACCAGAAAGCAAAGAGGUAGAAAAAGAGGAUGACGCUGUCACCUUGUCCCUGGAGCAGGAGGAACUUACAGCUGACAAAGAACUGAUUGUGGAAAACUGCAGCAAGGAGGAGAGGUUUCCACCUGAUGGAAAGCUGCAAGGAGCAGAGAGGACUCCAGAAGCUGAGAGAGCGGAUGAGAGCGUGAAAGAGGAGGAAGAGGACAGGAGUGAGACAAAGGGAGACCAAGAGUGUGUCACUACUGAAGAUGAGGAGCACACACAUGAGGAAAACUUGCCAGCAAACUGGAAAGAGGAAGUAAAGAUGAUGAUGAUCAGUCAUGAAGAAGAUGCUCUGAUGAGGACGUCACACUCCAGUGAAGAAGAAGAAGACAAAGCCGACAGCGGCACUUUCCCAGUGAACUGCAGAGGAAGUGAGGAGUUUGCAGAGGCAACGGUUGCCAUGACGACGCCCCCACGGCAACACCUGCGCCAAGAAGGCCUUGGCAUACGUGAAGUCGUGCAGGUUCCCUUCUUGCAGUACGAAAAAGAAGACGGUGAUGACGACCAACAGGAAGUUUUUUCAUCGUCGCAGAGUCUGGACCACAAGACCACCAUGGAAGGUGCUGAGAAAGCAAGUCCCUCUAGAGGUGUUGACAUCAGGGCCGAGGAGUGUUCAAGUCAUCUCUUGUCCAAUCAUCACGCUGACCAGGACACAGCACAGGAAGACGGACUCUCGCUUCUUCUCGGUGGAAACUCAGAGGAUCCAGCAAGUAUGGACCACCACCACGACCGACCUUCUCGCACUCACCCCUCUGGAAGGCCACAAGGACGCUCGGAGAAUAGCUGGUCCAGGAUCAGCGCCGCCAGUCUACCUCCAAGACCCUCUGUGAGCCGCAGGGCCGAGAGGUCGAGACCCAAAGCUGAGAGCCGGGAGGAGCAGUGGAGGAAGUACAAGCUGGAGAAGAUGCUGAAGGAGUCCCAGGAGGAGAAAGCGAGGAAGGAGGAAGACCAGGACCAAGGCGAGAGACGGGAGAGUAGUCUUUGCUCCUCAUCCGGUGUGAAGAUGAGCCAAGAUGUGAGGAGGACAAAGAAGCACCAGAAGGAGAAGAGUUCUUCCUUGGUGGUGAUUCCUCCAUGAACUUAUUGCACUUUAUUAUUCUUGAGAAUGAAUCAUGAAUCUAUGAUUGAACUGUCAUCACUGAAUGAAUGAUUAUUCAUCAUUCAUGUAUUCAUGCUGUGGGUUUUCUUAUUUCCACUUUUCGUUUGGGAAAAUAAUUACGGUACUUGCUGCUAUUGAGCUGACACAGCAUUUUUUUUUCUUCCUGUUUUGAAGGAAAUAAAAUAAAAGUUGAGAAAUAA
Molecule: messenger RNA, 5374 nt
Organism: Nerophis ophidion (straightnose pipefish)
Lineage: Eukaryota; Metazoa; Chordata; Actinopteri; Syngnathiformes; Syngnathidae
Product: E3 ubiquitin-protein ligase RBBP6-like
Exons: 19
Coding region: 300-5153 (1617 amino acids)
Biological process (GO): ubiquitin-dependent protein catabolic process; protein ubiquitination; mRNA processing
Cellular component (GO): nucleus
Molecular function (GO): zinc ion binding; ubiquitin protein ligase activity; nucleic acid binding
Source: RefSeq, a predicted model, not a curated record